Hypanus sabinus (Atlantic stingray) is the source of this 1816-nucleotide messenger RNA. RefSeq names its product metalloproteinase inhibitor 4-like. NCBI's taxonomy places the organism in Eukaryota, Metazoa, Chordata, Chondrichthyes, Myliobatiformes, Dasyatidae. The record is from RefSeq and is a predicted model, not a curated record. Gene Ontology annotation, molecular function: metalloendopeptidase inhibitor activity; protease binding. Gene Ontology annotation, biological process: negative regulation of membrane protein ectodomain proteolysis; negative regulation of endopeptidase activity. Gene Ontology annotation, cellular component: extracellular matrix. Bases 420 to 1067 code for a protein of 215 amino acids. The transcript has 6 exons.
GGUUUCACAACUGCCCCGGGGCAGGAAAGAUUGCUGAAACCCUGCCAAAGUGGAUGGAGAGCAGAUGCUGGUCUGCGGAUCUCCUACCCCCGGCUGCUCGGCGGAGGGAACCGGGGCCGGCGGAUCGGGAGCUCCGAACUUGGACAGAAAGGGGAAGGGGAGGAGCCAUGGUUCCCUCAGGCCGAUCAAAACAACCUCCGCACUCGGAAACAGGACGUUGCCAGACGGGGGUGGGGUCACGGUUGAAGCGGGGUUUAUAAGGGGUGUUACGGCAGCGAGGGUCACAGACUCCGGCUCCGGUAAGGGUGGCUUUCUGUGGAGUUGGCACUGACUGAGUGACUACUUCCUCGUCGCUGCUCUCUCCUCCCAGGCCCCCCACUGGAACCCAUCCCGGCUGCUUUGACAGACUGCACCCAGCGAUGAGGCGAGGACUGCUUGUGCUACUGGCCGCCGUCCUGGGCAGCCUGUGGGAGAGGUCGCAGGUCGAGGCCUGCAGCUGUGGGCCCGCUCACCCCCAGCAACAUGUCUGCCAAUCCGACGUGGUCGUCAAGGGGAAAGUGGUCUCCUCAGAGCUGAUCAGCGGGGACGGUUCUCAGUGGAUCCGAUAUGAACUCCAACAGCAGAAGGUGUUCAAGGGGCUCGAGAAGAUGAACUCAGUUCAAUAUGUCUACACUCCCUACACAGACUACCUCUGUGGGUUGGUUAUACAGCCAGAAAACCUGAACGAGGAUUUCGUUCUGUCAGGCAAUAUUGACAGCGAUGGGAGGCUCUACGUCACCCUCUGCGGGUUCAACAAGCCGUGGGCACAAGUCACGGCAGCACAGAAAAUGGGACUGAACGGGACGUACGAGGCCAGCUGUGAAUGCGCGAUCAUCAGCUGCCAUGGCCUCCCCUGCAGCCUGACUGCAGACGACCAGUGCCUCUGGACGGAUGGGCUCAUCGCCAGAGACUGGGCAGGCACCCAGGCAAAACGGUUUGCCUGCCAGCCGCGUCGGUCCGGCUUCUGCCACUGGGAGGCGCUGAAGGCACGUUUCAGGAAACGCUCCGCCCGGGCAGAAAGACAUUGAAACCCGACAGCCGGAUCAGGCGGGGGCUUACAGGGUAACCCCCUCUGGCUUGGAGAACACCCACCCCUCUCCGGCCCGCUCAGCUCCCCGGUGACAACCCUUUUCCUGUGCCUGUCUUCAGCUUCCCCCACCGUGGGGGUGAUCAGGUCAGGUGGAAGAGCACAGUGACUGUCAACCCCUCACUGCUGGGCCUCCUCUCGCCUAUAUGCCCCCUGUAGCGUGUAGCCAGCAAACUUUUGAUCUCGCACCUCUCUUCACCGCCCACCCAGCCUGGCUCCCUCUCUCACUGCCAGAUCUCCCUCCCCGCAAUCUCUAGCCCUCUCUGCUCUCCUUCACUCCCUCUCUCUUGAAUCUUCCUCGCCCAAAUUUCCCCCUGUCCAUCACUCCCUCUUGCUCCACCAGUGGGCCAUCUCAAUUCUGCCUCCCUCCCCCUGUCCGCCUCUGUCUCUCUUGUCUCUGACUCUAGAACUUUCACUCACUUUCUCUCUCUGCUUCUGUGUGUGUCUCUCCCUCUCUGACCCCCUUUCUCUUACCCCUCUCUUUUUCUCUCCUGUCUCCCUCUCUCUCUCUCUCUCUCUCUCUGAGACACAGACACACCAACUCCCCCCAGCCAUCUCCACCUCAUUCACUCUCUCUCUCUCUCUCUCUCUCUCUCUCUCCCUCCCUCCCCCCAUCCCGCACUGACACAUUUCUUUCACUGAAAACUCCCCACAUCAAAGAGGACACCCAGCAUCCGGCUUCUUGCAAAA